UCGAAAAAACGCGGCUGCCAUAAUACGCGUAACAACAUAACUUCUGUUUGGUGACUCUUUUCUCCUAAAAACCAUGUAUAAAACAUUAUUGGAAACAUUAAAGAAAUACGGGUUGGCUUCGUACUAUGUAGAUCUCUACCGUCUUGGCAUUCAACCUAAAGAAAUAAUGGCGCAGAUUUCAAUCAAUGAGUUUCCCCAAGUGAAAUUCAAAGCACCCGAGGACGAAAUGAAAUUUAAAGCCAUGUUUUAUGAUCUACAACAUUCAGCGGCUGCCGAAGAUAGCGAAACCAACACAGAGACCAACUUCAAUUCGGAACCCAAAGAGAAUACAGGAUCCGGCGAAAGAAGCUACCAACCUAAGAGUCCCAAGGAACCGUCUAGUACCUCAGAGCCCAUACGCAGCAACAACAGCAACAGCAACAACAGCAACAACAGCAACAGCAGCAACAACAGCAACAAUAACAACAAUAACAACAAUAACAAGACCGAAGUAAUCACUCCGAUCUCUACACUCUCAAAAGUAGCCGAUCAAAGACCCUUCAACGAUUUUGCUGUACCCGUCAGUAAACAGGAUUCUGCCUCUAAAAAACGGGCGUUUCCUGCCACCAAACAUUCCCCCGAGCGAAACGUGCGUCGUAUGACUAGCUCUGUCAAUGUACAGCGUACGUCUCCUCUACCACGUAUACCCGCGCAACGUACACCGCCUUCAAAAGCAGUUCCUCGUCGCAUUUCUACCGUGCCCGCACAGAGAAUUAAUAAACCAAAUAUCACACCUCCCAUGACACCUACAAUCAGUAUCAACAAUGACUUGAAUCAGCGUAUUCGUGUCUGUGUCAGAAAGAGACCAUUAAAUAAAAAAGAAAAGGAUAUGCAACAAUCGGAUAUUGUUAAUUUAGUAGGCGAAAGGACCAUCCAACUCAACGCACCCAAAACCAAAAUCGAUCUGACACCCUAUAUUGAGAAACACGCAUUUACAUUUGACGAUGCUUUUGAUAGUAAUUCUAGCAACGCAGAUAUUUAUGCACGUACAGCUCAACCUUUAGUGGAUUAUAUCUUCAGUGGUGGUAAAGCUACAUGCUUCGCCUAUGGACAAACAGGAUCCGGUAAGACGUACACAAUGCUCGACUCACGCCAUGGUUUGUACGUCCUUGCAGCCCAAGAUAUAUUCCGGAUGCUAUCUAAACCCGCUUAUUCGCAUUUACAAGCAACCGUUGGACUCUACGAAAUUUAUCAAGGUCAAUUGUUUGACCUGUUAAACAAGCGCGAGAAGUUAACAGCGAGGGAUGAUGGGCAUAACAAUAUUGUGAUUGCUGGACUACGUGAGUGUUAUAUCAAUGAUGUGGAGGAUUUAAUGGAUACGUUUGAAUCAGGAAACCGUGUUAGAACUACAGGUACAACUGGCGCAAAUAACGCUUCCUCUCGAUCGCAUGCUGUCCUUCAAAUCUUACUCAAGUCAUCAGAUGAUGAUAUUUUCGGUAAAUUGAGUUUUAUCGAUUUAGCAGGAAGUGAACGAGGCGCUGAUCGAGGUGAAGCCGAUACCAAAACAAGAAUGGAGGGAGCAGAGAUCAACAAGAGUUUAUUGGCACUGAAAGAGUGUAUUCGUGCAUUGGAUCAAGACAAAAAGCAUACGCCAUUUAGAGGAAGUAAAUUAACACAGGUGUUACGAGACUCGUUUACAGGCAAUUCACGCACGUGUAUGAUUGCCACGAUCUCUCCUAACAAUACUAACAGCGAACACACAUUGAAUACAUUGCGUUAUGCUGAUCGAGUAAAACAAUUGAAGGGAGAAUCCGAUCCUCGUAUUCAACAAGGAGGCCAUCAAUUAACAAAUUUAGUGGAUGGAGAUACCGAUGCUAGUAGCUACGGAAGUUGGGGUGACGAUGAGAAUUUGUUGGAUGAGGAUUUUCCUGUGGAAGCGGCAGCCAAUGCCUUAGCCACACCUACCAAUAACCGAUUUGAAUCCAUCUUGGAACAUCAGCAAGUGAAUUAUUUAAAACGACUCGAGUCGCCACCUGCCGAAGUAUUUAGCAAAGACAUUAAAAUGGAGGACCCGUUCUUUUCAUCGCCCGUGCGUUUAAAUUUACCUUCUGACAAUGAUGUGGAUACUGAAAUGAGCAGUUUGGAAAUUGCCAAUAAGACAAAAGUUAGAAACGUACAACAUAUUCGAAACAUUUUAAAGGCUCAUCGAAAUAGCAUGAAGCAAUAUGAUGAACACAUCAGAGAAGAGGAACAAAUUUUAGCUAGGUUAUCUUUAGCCAUUUCCGAACACGAAGAAGAUGAGGAAUCUGACCAAAUCAAUGAAGCUUUCGAAACUUAUCUAAAUGAUUUAGAUGAGAUCCUGUUUCAUAAAACUGCGAUCAUUGAUCAUAUGAAGAGUAUCAUUUAAUUUUUUUUUUUUUUUUUUUUUUUUUAUGUAUUAUAAUAAACUAGCG
This is a messenger RNA of Mucor mucedo, 2432 nucleotides long. Its product is annotated as P-loop containing nucleoside triphosphate hydrolase protein. Gene Ontology annotation, biological process: microtubule-based movement. The record is from RefSeq and is a predicted model, not a curated record. NCBI's taxonomy places the organism in Eukaryota, Fungi, Mucoromycota, Mucoromycetes, Mucorales, Mucoraceae. Gene Ontology annotation, molecular function: microtubule binding; microtubule motor activity; ATP binding. The transcript is spliced from 7 exons. The coding region runs from base 74 to 2386 and encodes 770 amino acids.